Molecule: messenger RNA, 3219 nt
Organism: Acanthochromis polyacanthus (spiny chromis)
Lineage: Eukaryota; Metazoa; Chordata; Actinopteri; Pomacentridae
Product: E3 ubiquitin-protein ligase pellino homolog 1-like
Exons: 7
Coding region: 284-1567 (427 amino acids)
Biological process (GO): regulation of Toll signaling pathway; protein K48-linked ubiquitination
Molecular function (GO): ubiquitin protein ligase activity; protein binding
Source: RefSeq, a predicted model, not a curated record
CACAGAAGAACUCGGGCUGAGUUUGGUUUGUUCAGUCUUCUGCUGAUAAAAACUCGUUGAGCUGCUGGCACACACUCACCCAGCUACCGCAUUUUUGUGGUCAGAGACGUUUAACAGCGUCACUUACGGAAACAAAGACCUUCGGACUAUGGAAGUGCUUCAGGACGAGCAGAAACUGUGGUGAUGCGUCGUGUACGUCCACCGAUGGAGAAGCUCUGACGGUGACAAAGGAAUUUCAACCGGUGGGAAAGUCCUCUCCCUUCCUCCCUUAAAGGCUGCACUGAUGUUUUCGCUGGGUCAAGAAAACAUCCCCACCUCCCCUGCGUCCACCAAAGGACCGGUCAAAUAUGGAGAGCUCAUUGUGCUGGGGUGUAAUGGGUCUCUGCCCAACGGGGACAAGGGGAGGCGGAAAAGUCGCUUCGCUCUGUGUCGCAGAAACAAGGCCAACGGUGUGAAACCCAGCACUGUCCACACGUCCUGCACGCCUCAGGCUGCCAAGGCUAUCAGCAACAAGGAGCAACACAGUAUAUCAUACACUCUGUCUCGGGCGCAGACGGUGGUGGUGGAGUAUACUCAUGACAGCACCACAGACAUGUUCCAGAUUGGCCGUUCUACAGAGAAUCCCAUUGACUUUGUGGUGACAGACACGAUGCCUGGUGGUCAGAGCCCCACCGACGGUCAGACCAUUCAGAGCACCAUCUCACGCUUCGCCUGCCGCAUCAUCUGCCAAAGAACCCCUCCUUAUUCUGCACGGAUCUACGCCGCGGGUUUUGACUCCUCCAAGAACAUCUUCCUCGGGGAAAAGGCAGCCAAGUGGAGGAUGCAGGACGGUCAGAUGGAUGCACUGACCACAAACGGUGUCCUGGUGAUGCAUCCUCGCCACGGCUUCAGCCAGGACUCAAAACCUGGUUUGUGGAGGGAAAUCUCAGUGUGUGGAAAUGUGUUCACGCUCCGAGAAACCAGAUCAGCUCAGCAGAGAGGCAAGAUGGUGGACUCUGAGUCCAACGAGCUGGUGGACGGCUCUCUCAUUGACCUGUGUGGUGCCACCCUGCUGUGGCGGACGGCUGAGGGUCUGGCGCUCACCCCCACCGUCAAACACCUGGAGGCGCUGCGGCAGGAGCUGAACGCCGGUCGGCCACAGUGCCCCGUGGGCUUCAACACGCUGGCUUUUCCCAGCUUGCGCCGCAAGGACACCCUGGAUGAAAAGCAGCCCUGGGCCUACAUGCGCUGUGGCCACGUGCACGGCUACCACGGCUGGGGAGGGCGGCGGGAGCCAGAGGUGGAAGCGGAGUGUCAGGAGAGGGAGUGCCCCAUGUGCCGGGCGAGGGGCCCCUAUGUGCCGCUGUGGCUCGGCUGUGAGGCGGGCUUCUAUGUGGAUGCGGAGCCUCCAACCCACGCCUUCGUCCCCUGCGGUCACGUGUGCUCAGAGAAGACGACGGCGUACUGGAGCCAGAUCCCGCUGCCACACGGAACACAUGCCUUCCACGCCGCCUGUCCAUUCUGCAUCCAGCCGCUGAGCGGAGAGACCGGUGCCGUCAGACUCAUCUUCCAAAGCCCACUGGACUGAAAACCACUCUGACUCUGUAUCUAAAGCCUUAACCAACAGAAGAAUAUGCAGGUUGGGAGUUUUCAUAACUCAGUUUUGGCCAAUCUAAGUGCGUUUAUCGGGUUGAUUCCCGCCUUUAUUUUGAGUAUCACAUAUGGUUCAGGCAGUCUUGUCCUUCAAAGAGGUGAAGUUCUUCCGUGGACACAGGCUGAGCCUUACACUUUCUUAUUUAUUCUUUUACCUCUUCAGUAAUGUUGUUUUGUAAGUGCAGAAUUUAACAGCUGUAAUGUUUCUCUACAGCUGACUACUGCCUCACACUGCCUUCUAAAGCGCUGUUAGAGUCUGGGAGCGAGGCUUUUACAAGUUAAUGAAUGCCUCUAACACUCAAGCCCUUACCUAACAAGUUCACACAAUGCUGAUUAAACUCAUCAACACCAGGCAAAUCUCUCUCUAAACUGGUUUCUGUGACAACAUUUCACUGCUGUCAUGCUGGUAGUGACUCCUGUAGUUUUUUUACAUCACUGAGCAAUAACUGGUUUGUCAGACCUGAGGAGGAAGAAACAGAAUAGACCACAUGUGGGAAAAGCCAGGCAGAGUCCAUUAAAAAUAUCUGAUGCCUCAAAUAAAAAGAAACGUUUCCUUAUUGUCUUCACCAGAAAGUGAUCAACAGUAGUCUUUGUGUGAUUAUCCUGACUGCCUGAAGGGGAGGCUAAAGUUCUGCUCUGCAGGUCUGCCACUAACGCAUGGUUUUAACUUUGGUUUAUGAGUGUUUGUGUCCCUGUGUCGCCCAAAUGCUACUUUGGAAGAUUUUCUCUGGGAAACACUGGAAUUUUAUGCAGGCAAGUAUAACUCAAAUAUUAAAUUACAGCUCAAAUGUCGGGGUUAAUUUUUUUUUCAUUUUUCUGUGAAGUGACCUUCUUCCUAAUGUUGUUUGAAUACAGAAUAAUCGUACGUUCAUAAUCAUGAUCCUAAUGCAAGCUCUGCACCAGGGCCUCACAGAUGAAUCUGGGAAAUGUUUUAAGCUGCUGUCUUGUGACUUGAAACACAUCUACACUUAAUAUUUGUUUUUUUCCAGCAAUAUAAAAUGUACUGCAGACAUGAAUGACUUCAAAUCAGUGAUUCUCAUUUACUGUACAAGCAAUAAAAACUGAAUAAACACUGUCCAAUAUCUUAAAAAUGUCAUUCUAUAGUGAGAUACCUCAACAGCUUUGUUCUGACCUUUACAACAGCGCCACCAUGAGGCCAAAUGUCCCACUUUAAUAUUAUAAUGCUCUUUCCUUAAAAAUGUCCUGGUCAAAUGCUGCCAUAAGAAAGAACUGUUUUGAUUUGGAUGACAGGACUUCUUGUAGCUGCAAUUUGUUCCUUUUCAGCACCCUUUUUUAACAAGGUUUUUAAAAGUAUCUAAGUAUGCUGACCUUGACUUUGAGACAAAGUGAGCUGCAAACACUUGAUGCCUUCAUGAGAUGAAACCUGCAGGAGGAGGAGAAAUGUCACGAAAGUAUCAGAACAGAUGUAGACCAGCUCACUGACUCCCACUGACUCAUUUACUGCGUAUCAGUGUUCAUUCCCCGUUAUUUUGUGUCCACUCUGUUCGUCUUGUUUCUCGCUUCUAUGCAGUCAUGCUACGCUGACUGUUUUUCUACCAGCUGAAAUAAAAACACUGCUGAUUUUUG